Microplitis mediator is the source of this 1421-nucleotide messenger RNA. RefSeq lists its product as uncharacterized. The coding region runs from base 115 to 846 and encodes 243 amino acids. Lineage: Eukaryota; Metazoa; Arthropoda; Insecta; Hymenoptera; Braconidae. The transcript is spliced from 2 exons. The record is from RefSeq and is a predicted model, not a curated record.
GGUUAAUAUAUACAUUUUUGGAUAUAUAUAUAUAAAUAUAUAUAGAUCCGAGUCUUGAUAAUCCAGACUCUGAUAAUUGAUAGAUCUCUCUCAUACUUAUUUCUGUCACUCAAGAUGCGUUUCGCAAUAGUUUGUCUGAUGGCUGCUACAGCUGUCUCUGUGUCAGCUAGAUAUCCUAGUGGUCAUUCCAAAAGACCUCAGGACUAUGGUCUCUACUUUUCAAAUUCUCCAUCAAUUCAAAAUGUUCGUGUUUUGUCAGGGGAGGGAGAUAACAACGCUCAUAAUAGGGCCAUAGCAGAAGAUACCCAAAUUAAUAAAGUUAUUAAUGAAGAUGGUCCAGGAAAUAGAGGCCCUUCCGGAUUAUACUAUGGGGAUUCCGUUGUACCUCAGCGUGUCGAGGCCGAUGCAGGACGCGGCAAGAACAACCAUGACAAUUUGGCCUCAGCAACUGGCAACCAAGACAACUCGAUCGUCAACAAAAAUCGGCCGGAAAAUCCCUCUGGUAUGGACGUGCCAAAUUCUCCUGCAUAUCAAGAAUCCAUCGCAAGGGUAGCAAACGGAGACAAUACGGCCUUAUCUACUGCUAACCAGGAUAAUUCAUUAAGAAACAAAUAUAAAUCUUAUAUCAACACUCCUAAUACUCCUCUCUAUCAGAGGGCCGUUGCAGAGGCAGAAGGAACAGACAACGAUCCUCGAGAACGCUUGGCCGUAGCGAAAGCUAAUCAAGAUAAUUCAGUGUACAACGGUCCUGACCAAAAUAUUCAGGUUCAAAAUGGCACAGCUAUUGCAACAGGACAUGGAAACUUUAAAAGUAAGGCCACUGUAAAUAAUAAACAAAAUUAUUAACUUGACAACCUAAAUUUUCACUAACGACCUAGCAGACCUGAUUUACCGUAAAUUUACGGUAAUUUUACCGUAAAUCUACCGUAGAAUACCGUAAAAUUCGAGUAGAUUUACCGGAGAUUACGGUAAACCCACCGUAAAUUACGGUAAAUCCACCGUAAUUUACGGUAAAUCGGUACUUUACGGUGGAUUACCGUAAAUUUCCCGUCGAAUACGAUAAAUCUACCGUAAAAAAUUCGGGUGGAUUACCGAAUUACCGUAAUUUACGGUGGAUUACCGUAAUUUACGGUGGGUUUACCGUAAUUUACCGUAAUUUGGGUCCGUUAGGGCGAUAUUUUUGACGGUGGCAUAAGUGUGUUUUUUUUCUCGGUUACUCAAAUGAUAAUACUUGAAAAAAUUUCAAAUUUUUGCUCCUUCAGUGUACUUAGUUAACUUAUAUAUAUUCAAUUUCGAAAAUAUCUGAUCACCUGAAUUCCAUAUCUGAUUUUUUUUUAAAUCUGUAAUGAUGUUUCAAAAAAUGUCACAAUAAUUGUAUGCGUGCUAAUUGAACUAAAAUAAAUACUUAUUAUCUGUUAAAC